AUGAGCAAAGUUGUGUUCGUGGGAAACGUUCCUUACAAUUAUGGCGAGGAACAACUCAUAGACGUGUUCAAGUCCGUCGGGUCGGUCGUCGGUUUCCGACUGGUCUUCGAUCGGGAUACAGGCAAACCGAAAGGUUACGGUUUCUGUGAAUUCGCAGACCACGAAACCGCAUUAUCUGCCGUCCGCAAUCUCAAUAAUCAAGAUGUUGGUGGUCGACCGCUUCGCAUUGACCUGGCAGAUUCGGACCCAUUCCUUGAAGGCAAGACCACAGUGCGCGGGGAAUUGAUUGACUCCGGUUGGGGCUCUCGAGGUGGAAAGGGUGGCGACGUCCCUCCCUUCCUCAAGAAUCUACCUCCUGGACAACCACUACAACCGGGCAUGAAUGCGCUUGAUGCUAUCACUCAGACGCUCGCAAACACCAAUCCUACACAGGUGGUGGAAGUGCUUGCACAGAUGAAGGCGUUUGUGAUCACCCACCCUGAACAGGCGCGGGCUCUGCUCGUGCACAACCCUCAGCUGGCGUAUGCACUUUUUCAAGCUCUAGUCUUGAACAAGAUCGUCGACCCUGCAAUAUUACAACGUAUGCUUGGAAACACGGGCGCAGCCAUUCCCCCUCUAGCGGCAACUCCAGCUCAGGUACCUCCGCCAUUUGUCCCACCUCCCGCGCCGGCGGCAUCACAAGCGGCGUUCUAUCCUCAGCCUCAGCCUCAGCAACCUGCGCUACAACCUUCUUUCUUCGGUGCCCCACCGGCGCAAGCCCGUGCUCCGCCUCCUACGGUCCCCGCCCCUAUGCCGUCAGCCACACCUUUAGACAAUCUCAACAUAGAUCCUGCUCAGAAGGCGAUGUUGAUGCAAGUUCUCUCACUUACUCCGGAGCAGAUCGACGCCCUUGCGCCUGGCGACCGGAAUACCUUGAUGCAACUGGUGCGCCUGAUCUUCCUUGAUUACUUCAGUAACGCUGACUACGUACAUACUUACCCCUUUGGCGGACACCUUGUCUACAUCGUGUCCUUUCCACUGCUGUUCAUCCCCAUAUCCCACCUUACACAGCGUCGCUCCUUCAACCUUUGA
Messenger RNA from Peniophora sp. CBMAI 1063, 1071 nucleotides. Lineage: Eukaryota; Fungi; Basidiomycota; Agaricomycetes; Russulales; Peniophoraceae. The record is from the annotation of a GenBank genome assembly.